ACCUGCAUGACAAAGCUCUUAUUCUCCAUUAAGGUGAUGAAACUAUAAGUUGUUAUUUCAGAGCUGCUUAUUUGGUGACAAAAUGCCUGUCUUUUUCAAUUUACUUUAAUUUGACUUUGUAGUUAAAGAACAGGAAUGUCACAACACUUUCUACUCACUUUAUAUUCAAAGGCAGAACAAGUUCCUCAUCAACCUACAUCAUGUCUCAGCUGCAGUCUGAUCAACUCUAUUGUUGGCUUUCCAAAAGAAGGGCAUCAGAGAUGCAUAUCAUCAUAACAGAGCAUUUCACUGCCAGGAGAGAAGCAAGCAAUCUCUUUCUUACUCAAAUGCAAUUAUGAACACAUGUACCCACAUACAAGCACACAUGUAGACACAGUCAUGCACACAUGAAUACACAGUUAUGCACACAUGUACCCAACAGCCGUGCAUGCACACACACAUACACACAACCGCCCACACACACCCUUGGAAGAAGCCACUCACACUUCGCCCCCAUAGAGUACAUGUCAGUCCAUCUGGGAUCAUUAACACUAUGUUAAUGAAUAUAGGGCUGGGGCCAGGAGCAUGUGAGGAGAGGAGAGAGAGAGGGUACAGAAAGAGAGAGAGAGAGAGAGAGAGAGAGAGAGAGAGAGAUAAAGAGGACAGAGGGUGGGAGGAUGGAGAAGGAUAAUGGAUUCUCUCCUAACAAAUGCACUGCCCGAGGUACUUGUGUGGGGGAAAAAAACAGAGAUGAGAAAAGAUUGAAAGUGAGUAGAGGGAACAAGAAGAAAACUGGACCACACCAAGACAGAGGAAGUGGGAACUGACACACAGCAAUAGAGCAUAAAAGAGAGUGAAGGGAGGGGGACACGCUCAAUAGUUAGUCAUGUGAAAUGAAAACAAGAAAAAGUAAAGUAAACGGAGAGAGAUGUACUCGGCACAUUCUGGCCAGGGGCUGAUGAGGGCUCCAUGGAAAUAACUGAACAGAUGAACAGAAGAAAGGGAAGGAAGGAAAGACAGCAGAGACAACAGAUGAGGCGAGAGAACAGGCAGGGAGACAGACAAGCAGAUACAGUAUAAUAAAUGAUGGCAGAGGCAAUGUGAGCCUGAGUAGCGUGGUUAAAUAUUUCACUGGGGCUUGUUUGUGCUUUUGUGUGCCGUGCUGUCUGUAUGUGUGUGUGUGUGUGUGUGUGUGUGUGUGGGUUUGUGGGGGUAUGUGAGAGUCCCUGGGAGACAGAAAAGAGGACAAAGCAGCGGGGAGAGAGCGAACGAGAGAAGUGUGCCUGUUGACUGGGCAAGUUAAUGAUUCCUGUGGUCUGAAUAGUGAAACUGUGUUAUUGUCCAGGAGUGAGGAGGUGGCUCAUUUACCUCCUGCCGUCACACACAUGCAACAUUGUUUUAGUUUGUUUGAGUGAGUGUCUGUGGCUUGUUUUUAUACCUUGUUCGCUCAUGUGCUGCACAUUUGGAAAACAGCUCAGCCUCCGUGGCAGCUUUCCAGAGGAUGCUCAGAGACGAACCACCACGAGCUUAUCACGACCUUGUCACUGUGAGAAGAAAGAUUUGCCCCCCUGCUGGGCUAAAACUAGACACAUGGAGUGCUAUUAAGCUGAAGUGUGCCUCCCUCUCUUUGAAUGGGUGACCACCUGUAUGCAGAUGAAUGGGUGUGAAUAGGGGCCAGGAGACAUGCCUUUGUGGUGCCAGAGAAGAAGCAGCUUGUCAGAGUGUGCCGCUAUGAACCAGAGGGCCAAGGGCCCACAGGAGGCAGGGGAUAAAGGGACAGAGGGCAGCAGGGUGACAAGCUGUCCAUGUGUAGAUGAAACAAUGCCAAGCGUUAACAAGCCUAAGCUUGAGGUAAUAACAGAGGUUGGGUGAACAAAAGGCAAACGUUUGAAAUGCAAUCUGUGAUCAACUAGAGUCACUAAGGAGCAUGUUACGGUGAUUUAGCCCCUUUAAGCCCCUUUGUACCCUAUAUUCAUUCUAUCAUAAUGUUGACUGUUCAUAUGACCUUUUUUUCCAGUGCUAGCUAUGGUUAUUCUCUUUGCGGAAGGUUAGGGAGGAGAAGCUCAAAUAGUACAUCAGUAGCGGUGGUAGAGGCUCGGGGGCAUGACACACAAUGACGUGACAAAGUAAGGACAUAAAAAAGAGACAGAAAAGCGAUCAACAGGAUAACAUCUCGCUGCAUCAAAUGCAGCAACAAUAGAGACAGCGGCAGGGAUCAGAGCUCUCUUACACACCUUUAAACGCCAGUAAAAACCUGUGCAAGUACAUGCCUGUGUUUGGGCAGAUGUGUUACUACCCUCACCUGAACAACAACCAAGCAGUUUCUCCUAUCAUCCCUGUUUGGUUCCUGUUAUUUUUUCAGUGUGGCUGACGCCCAGUGUUUCCAUCUGCCUUUUAUCUAUAACACCCAUGACAUCUGUCACUUUCAAAGUUUCACUCCACCUCCACCUUGAUUUAUUCUCUCCUCUCUCUAUUAAACACUCCUGUUUUAUAUUUCUGUGUGUGUGUGUGUGUGUGUGUGUCUGAAGAAACUUCUCCAAAUCUUGACAUAGAGAUCCCUGACCAGCUCUGAUCCCUGCCUGGGGCCGACAGGAUGAGAGUGGAGAGAAAGAAGCUGAAGAGAAAAGCAAGACUGAAAAUUUAAUAGGCUGAGGGGGAUUCAGCCCCCCCCCCCCCUUUUUUUAAAUAGCUGUCUCCCAUAUAUCCUUAACCCCUCUUAUCAAAACAUUUAUUCUAGCUGGGCUGAUACUUCUCUUCUUCUGACACCAUCUGUUUUUGUUUUAUGGAUCUCUUCACUCCCCAAAACUCCUAUGCGUUCCCCUCCAAUAAAAGAUGCAUCAGCAUUUGGUUGAGACAGUAGGAAAAAGAAAAUCAGGCAUCGCCAGGUACAUGCAGCACCAAAUGCUCUCUCAGUUUUCUUUUACUUCAUUACGCAAGUUAUGUAAUUGCGGGAUAUCCGUAGCACGUUAAACAACUUGCGGCAGAAACUGAGACGCCUGGAGACAAGUCCCUAGAAAAUAAACAAGCUGGUUUGUGUUUGCUGAAAGGUUUGUACGGCUGUCAAGUCUUCCCCCAACUUCCUUUAAUCCACUUUUAGAACUGUCGAGCUUUCUAUCGUCUCAAACACUUUUUCUGCAAGUUGCUUUUUUUUUUUUAGCCAUCCAGUUUUCUCUGCUUUACUGUGAUUCACAGAAACCCUGGUCUUCCCUGUCUAUGCGCAUCUGUGUGUGUCUGUAUGGGCUGUGGGAGGAUUAAGUCUCACUCUGAGAGUUAUACAUGGUUUCCACUGGCAACAACACCAUCAAAAGAGCCGACAGGGAAGAGCUACAUGUUUGUUUGUCUCUGUAUGUUUGUGUACAUGUACAGCAAGCAUACAACAUACUGUAUGUGCACGGGUGCGAUAGGAGGUCCCAACCGUCUGACUCUUGGCCACAGCAGUAGCAGAGAGGAGGAGUAUUUGUGGGUUGCGAUUUUCUAAAUUUGUGUUUUGGUCUUGCUACAUGGUUGGUUAUGUGUUAGAUGAAGGCAUGAGGCAUGAGGUAUGAGGAGAUCCCAUGUAUGAGCAGCGGAAGUCUGCUGGCAACGAGGAACACUUUGACAGUCAGUCCUCGUGUUGUGUAUGAGCGAGAGCUGAUGGAUCAUGUUGCUGGUAGUCUGAAGCCGGUGAAUCACUGACUGGUUUGGGAGCUGCUGGAACAGUAUUUGCAUUUCAGUCGUUCCAUAGAGGAAAUCAAUACAUAUGUUUAAAGCAGUUUAUAAUGUCAUUAGGGCUAUGUGGAAGAAAUUGGCAUUACAUGAAUAGUUAUUUAUAGAUUAAAAUUUUUAUCAUGAACUAGAUUUUUUACUUACACUGUAAGAAAUUGUUACAUUGACCCCAUUGCUCCAGUUAUUCUUGUUCAUGCAUUAUGCCACUUCAUCACUCUUCUUCCUACUCAUUUUUUUCCUAAUUUUUAGGAAGACAUUAUAGAAUGGAAAAGCACCAUCAGCCAUGAUUAACCCCCACUGCCUACAGGAUCCACAGUCACUGUGUGUGUGUGUGUGUGUGUGUGUGUGUGUGUGCGCGUGUGUAAGAUCCUCUCAGAAUGCCAGGACUUGUGUGUGCUUGCCCAACCAAGCCUAGGGACAGUCAGACACUCAGUUUGUCUGCACACAGAAUACACACAUGCUCACACAUACACACACACACACACGCACACACACACACACACACACACACACACACACAAUGCCCCCUCCUGUCUCCCUGCAGCUCUGGAGCUCUGAACCAGCUAACCUGGGCUGGGCUCCAGCCCUGCCCGAGGGAAGCCCUCUCCUGCUGGGGCCACAAUCCUGCUGACACCCCAUGGUCUGGACUUUAUCCACUCCAUCUGUGAGCUUGUUCUCUACAGUUACCUGUCUGGGGACGCAGCUAAGGAGAGACCACCAGAUUAGAGAGACUGAUAAGAAGGUCUGAAGUGCGGGCAGCUGGAGCGAGAGUCUCCCGUGGCUCGGCUGGGCGGAGAGUCCAGGUUGCCUCACUGCUAUUGGUUUACCGCACUUCGAGGGGUGGAGCCUCUGCCAAACAAAACAGACAAGUUGCGCUUCUGUGAACCAGUCAAGAGUAGAAUACUGCCAGGUCACACUCGUCACUUUGAGUUAGGCUUAUUACUACAACAGGCGCGUAAAAUCCACGUUCGUUUGCCGUGCGCAUACUUCAUCAAUCUUCAACACCAGUAGCCGUUUUAAAUUAUCCUUCACUAGCUGAACUUGUUGAGGAUCCCGCGGAGAAGAGAAGCUAUGGAUAUGGCGUAUCUGGUGUGUUUGGCGCUGAGCAUCGGUGCUUGGUUCGCCUCUGCGGAGAGACACAGCGUCUAUUGGAACAGCUCGAACCCAAACUUCCUGUGGGAUGAGUACACAGUGGAAGUACGCAUCAAUGACUAUCUGGACAUCAUCUGCCCCCACUACACCCACGGCGAGGUGCCAUCGCACACUGCCGAGCGCUAUGUGCUGUACAUGGUGGAGAGGGAGGAUUACGACGUGUGUAAACCUCACUCCUUCGACCAGCUCCGCUGGGAGUGCUCGCGGCCCUUCGCCCCUCAUGCACCCGAGAAAUUCUCAGAGAAGUUCCAGCGCUUCACGCCCUUCACCCUGGGCAAGGAGUUCAAACAGGGAGAGAGCUAUUACUAUAUCUCCAAGCCGAUGCAUCACCAUGGCCAGGACUGUCUGAGGCUGAAAGUAGAUGUAGUUGGGCAUAAAGGCUCUGGAAAAUCUCACCCAGACCAAUCCAAGGCAGAGGAGAAGGGGAAAAGCUUUGACGGAGGAAAAGUGAAGUUUCCUGUCGCUGGAGGAGUCCACAACCCCUCCAACCAUCUCCCAGCAGAUGAUCCUGCUGUGAUGGAGCCAAACGUCCAGAGGAGCAUCGGGAGUUCAGGGGCACAGCUGGUCUCCUGUUCACUCUUCUUUACACUGAUCUCAGUCUUAUUAGCCAUGAUGCUACACUAAAGGCUGAACAUAAGAAAGACAAUACUAACCCAGUGCUGGUCAUUGGGACCAUGAUCACUCAGAGACUUUUUUUAUACACAUUUUUUUAUACAAGCAAGGACAUGUCAGUGUGUGUGUGUGUUUGAUGUGUUUGUUUGCAUGAAUGUGGAGUGUGGAUCAUUCCAAAGAAGAGGACCUCAAAGACGUUUUUUUUUUUCUUUUCUUACUUUAUUACAAGGAUGGAUUCUCAUUUUUUGACCAUUUUAAGAUGCACACUUUUUUUUCAGUCAUCACGAACAGAACUGGAAGCAAACUGAUCAAAACACGAAUUAAUGUCAGCUUGAAAUUGACAAGAGGAACACAUAAUCCUCAUUAUUGUUUUCAGAUUCUCAUGCCAUUGGUACAGCUGUGCAUUGUAUUAGUGAUCUCAAACCAUCGAUGUCAGUUUUCUUCCUCUUCAUUAUUGAUUGUGUAUUGGAAAUGUUGUUGGCUACUGCCAAAGUGGUAUACGUGCAUUAUGUAGGAUUUUUGUCAUGUAGCACUCAGCUCCCUGUUCUAUCUCUUUAAGUCUCUGUUGAAGCACCACUGUGACAUUUACGCUGAUACAAAAGCAGACAAGUUGAGUCGGGUGCUGCAGUUGUGUCUGACAUCACGCACAUUAUAAGACAUACAAGUGAACAGAUUGUCUAAUUUAAAUUAGUGGUUCUCAGCCAACAGAGCGGAGAACCCUUUAAAGAAUGAUUAUUUUACAUUUAAUGUUUUUUCACAAAAAAAAAAAAGCCCAAAUGAUCAAAGAAAAUCACAAAAAAUGUGUCAGAAUUCAUUUGGAUCCUCGUGUAAGUCAUAAUCUCCAAUCUGUUGCAUGUGCUGAUGUAAGUGGUCAGGAGCCAUUGAUCAAACCUAAAACUAGCAGAGGGUCAGGGAGCUGAGCUUCUUCAGUACUUAUGGUUCUUCACUCAUAUCUGCUGUCUCGACAGUAUCAUGGUAUGGUACACUGGCUGAUGUUUGUAGAUGUGAUCCCACUUGCGCAUUGUCAAACCUCAAACUGAAGGGACUUCCCACGAUAUAUUUGUUUUUUUGUUAAACAUACUUGUCAUUUUGUAAAUGUUUAUAUGUAAAUUUGUACAUAGAGAAAACUAUAAGAAACUGUUUUAAGAUGUGAAAAAUCUUUAGUGAAAUUAAAAAAAUUGUGACGUAAUAAAAAUAUCUGUCUGGUUUUUA
Molecule: messenger RNA, 6660 nt
Organism: Lates calcarifer (barramundi perch)
Lineage: Eukaryota; Metazoa; Chordata; Actinopteri; Centropomidae
Gene: efna1b
Product: ephrin-A1b
Exons: 5
Coding region: 4756-5460 (234 amino acids)
Biological process (GO): ephrin receptor signaling pathway; axon guidance
Cellular component (GO): plasma membrane
Molecular function (GO): ephrin receptor binding
Source: RefSeq, a predicted model, not a curated record